This is a messenger RNA of Misgurnus anguillicaudatus (oriental weatherfish), 1100 nucleotides long. The record is from RefSeq and is a predicted model, not a curated record. Lineage: Eukaryota; Metazoa; Chordata; Actinopteri; Cypriniformes; Cobitidae.
UCCUUUCACUGUCGCUGUAUGCGCUUGAAUGAAUGACGAAGACACAAAGUCAACAAUAUAACAAACCUGUAUGGCUUGCUCCAAUACAAAUGUAAUCAAAGUUUAAUUAGGUGUAUAGAUUAACACUGACUGAUAUUAUAUUCAUAAACCCAGAUUAAAUGGAAGAAGCUCCAUUUCCAGUCGCUGGUGUUUUAAUUGCUGUUUUAUCCAGUUUUAUCAAUGGAUCUACGUUUGUGCUCCAGAAAAAGGGGAUACUACGAGCCCGCAAAUCAGGUCGGGUUUACCUAGCAGACUGUGUGUGGUGGUGUGGCACACUUGCAAUGGUUGUGGGACAAAUAGGAAAUUUUGUGGCAUACAAUGCUGCCCCAGCUGUUGUGGUCACUCCACUUGGAGCCCUGGGUGUCCUGUUUGGGGCCGUUCUGGCAGCCUGGGUGCUACAAGAACAUCUGAAUCUCAUUGGGAAACUUGGUUGUGCUUUGUGCUGCUGUGGUUCAGUUGUACUCAUCAUCCAUUCACCCAAAUCUCAGAAUGUCACAUCAAGAGCAGAACUAGAAGAGAGACUGAUGGACCCAGUGUUCCUGGUUUAUAUAUCAGUGGUGAUCCUACUACUGAUCCUUCUGAUUGGCUGGCUCUCUCCAGCUCAUGGAAAAUCCAACAUUAUGGUGUACGUGGGCAUCUGUUCCCUCCUUGGGAGUUUUACUGUACCCAGUAGCAAAGGUCUGGGACUGGCUGCCCAGGAGGCUUUUAGCGGGAUGCCUGCAAGUGACAGCAGGGCACUUUACCUCUUCCUGGGGUUGCUGGGAAUUCUCAUAGUCAGUAUAUUAAUCCAGUUCACCUUCAUCAACAAAGCCUUGGAGAGCUUUAGUUCUAGCAUGUUUGAAGCCAUCUACUAUGUGACUUUCACCACUUGUGUCAUCCUGGCCUCUGCUAUUCUUUUUAAGGAAUGGACAGCACUUGGCAUUGUGGACUGUUUGGGUAUUCUUUGUGGUUUCAUCACAGUAUCCGUUGGCGUUGCCUUAUUGCGUAUCUCUCAAGAUGCUACGCUUACUUGGGGCCAAACUAAGGCUAAAAAUGAAUAAGUUAUUUUGAAAAAUUUUUAU